Messenger RNA from Antechinus flavipes (yellow-footed antechinus), 3149 nucleotides. Its product is annotated as tetraspanin-36-like. Bases 486 to 1241 code for a protein of 251 amino acids. NCBI's taxonomy places the organism in Eukaryota, Metazoa, Chordata, Mammalia, Dasyuromorphia, Dasyuridae. Gene Ontology annotation, biological process: protein maturation; regulation of vascular endothelial growth factor signaling pathway; protein localization to plasma membrane. The record is from RefSeq and is a predicted model, not a curated record. Gene Ontology annotation, cellular component: membrane. The transcript has 8 exons.
UAUACCAAGGGAAGAAUGUUCACAUUGAGGCCCCUUAUUAAGUUUAGUUGAUAUUUAUAUGGGGCCAAGAUUUGGCCACAUGUUACUUUAAAACUGUCAGAGAUACCAAAUCAUAAAUAUUAGCUAUUAAGUGAAUUUCCAUAGGGAACAACUUUUACACUUUUUUCCUGAUACUCCUGGAUAGUGUGGCUCUUUGAAAGCUGGUCACCAAUAGCAUCAAUCUUAUCCUAGAGAAGGGUGACUUUUGAAUAACUAAAGAAGAGAACUGAGAUCCAGACAUUUGGGGUUCUCUUUGAGGUUGUUGACAGCCUUUAUAUGAAUCUGGGAAACAUGUGACUGGGUAGGAUGAUACAUAAAUCAUGUGAUUGAGUGAGGCUCAAACUCAGCCAAGAAACUGAGAAGAGUAGGAGCCCAGAAAUCUGAUACAGAUUCUCCGUGCCCGGCAAACAGCCACAUUACCGACCUUGACGUUGGCCCGAAGGCCCAUGGCCGCCAUGGACUGUGGAAUGAUCACCUCCAAGACGGUGCUUCUGCUGCUCAGUGUCAUCUUUCUGGCUGCAGGAGCCACCCUUGGUUUUGUGGGAGGACGUUUCAUCUCAUCCUAUGAGGACUUUGAUGCUUUCUUCAGGGAUGAACAGAUCUUGUUGCCUGCUGUCAUUAUCAUAAUAGUUGCUGGUGUGAUGCUUUUCCUUGGGGUGACUGGUUGCUUUGUCACGAUUAAAGAAUCCCAAAUUGGCCUGCGAUUUUUCCUGGCCAUUCUUUUGCUGAUGUUUAUCACAGAAGCAGCAGCUUUUAUUUUGGGAUUUGUUUAUCGAGAGAGGGUAGUGGCAGAGGUACAAGAGACUAUGGAUGAACUCUUUCAGUCAUAUGGUAAGGAAAACCCAGAGACAGAGAUGGUGGAUUUCUGGCAAUCUCAGUUUCAAUGCUGUGGUGUUAAGAACUACACUGACUGGAUUAAUAGAGAGUGGUUCAACCGCACAGGAAAUAAUAGUGUCCCCCAGAGUUGCUGCAAACAAGAAUUUAAGAAUUGCAGUGGACUUCUCAGUGAGCCUCAAGAACUGAACACAGAGGGUUGUGCUGUGGUAAUGGAAUUACGCAUAAAGGAACUUAUCAAUUACAUCAUGAUUGUCAUCCUAGGAUUUGCUGUUGUAAAGUUUUUUGGAAUGCUGAGCAUCUUAGUGAUUGCAUGCAGGAAAGAAGAGAAUGGCUACCAACCUUUGAAUUCUGGAGUGUUUGCUUGAAAAGACAUGAGAAAAUGAAACUUCACUGAAUCAUUCAAACCCAAGUGGCUUUUACAGACUGACCCCAAAGAAUAUUAAAACCCUAUGGAUAAAUAUUUUUAUUCAUAUGGACUGAAGAUGAUGAGCUCUGGAAUUUGUCAUUCCUUACCACUCUAUUCUCUCAUUCCAUUCUGACACACAAUCAGCAAUGUACAUGAAAAAAUAAGACUUGAUUAAUUGAAUUUACAUCUAAGUCCCCUAGAAUUAAUAUGAUCUGUAAAAAUACCACAUUAGUGGGGGACAGUUAUAGUUCCACAGGAACCGUGCUAUAAAUGAAUGACAGAUGUAAUACUGAGGAUUUGGGUCUUGAUGGUGAAAUUAUAUAUUGGUUGUGACAACUUUAUAUGACUAUUGAUACUUAGCUUUUAAAAUUAUGAAAUAUUUCAACUGUACCUGGGGCUCAAAUUAGCACAUCUUAUGCCUAAUUGGGUUGUUUAGAAGACUAAAUUAAGUUAUAACAAAAUUGUUAAAAUGCUAGCCUGUUUAUUUGAUUCAGCUGUAUUGUUUUGACAAAAGAUUAUCACUGAUGCUCCUCAGUGUGAAAGGCAUGCCCAGUUUUACUGUCACAGAAUUACAAAUCAAAAAGAAUUUAAAGAAAAGAGAUUUCAGUCAUUCUAAAUCUAACUUAUCGAUAUUUGAGUGAGAAUCCUCUUGACAACAUUCACUUUAGAGAAUAAGUUUUUAAAAGAAAGAGAAUAGCUGAAACUUUUUUUUCACAUUAUGUAAAAGUUGUCUUUGGUAGUAGGUGAGUUGUUUUACUUUAAAUAUGUAACAUUCCUGUAAACCUACUUUUCAAGCAGCAAAGAAAGGAAAUGUGAAUUGAGUUUAAAACAUUCUGAAAUUUUUCUUGCUAAGGAUGAUAGAUUAAUUAGGUAGUUCUGGUUAACUAUCAAUUCUUUUUGGUGGUGGUAUGUUAGCCAUCUUUUGUUAACAAAUUUAUAGACUUUUUUCCCCUUUUCUAGCUUUUCUUUUUCCUUUCCUUUUUCCUGCUUCCUCUCCCAUUUUCCAGAUGUUUAAGCAAUUCUAAUACGAUUACCAUGAAAGGUUUAUCCUAGUUCCUUUUUUCUAUCCUGAACUAGUUCACUUUUAUUUAGGUAAAAAAAAAAAAUGGCCCUUUGUCCUGAAGGGCUCUCCACAUUGGUACCAGACUUAAUGUGGACACCUGAUUCACCCUUAGAGGUCCACCAGUCUUAAUCUCCCCAGUUAUAGUACCAUUCUGCUUGACCAAAUUUUAGCCAUGUUCAUGUUCACAAUUGUCCUGUAUCUUUCAUCUCAUUUUGAAUUUUGAAAUAUUAAGACUUAAUUAGACUCAUAUACAUAGAUGAAUCAAUUACAAUGUUUAUCAGAUUACAAUAAAAUGUUUCUUAAGGACUUAUAACUACCUGAAAAACAGACUCUAAUACACUUUUCUCCUAAGGAAAUAGAUUUCUUUUAUAUAAGAUUUUAUCUUAAAAUUAGUAGCUUUUUUUUUUUUAAGAUAUGGAUACCUUUUAGAUUUUAGACAGUUAUAAAAAGGCCUCUGUGGCUUUCAGAGUUCAGGUUUUAAAUUAUCAGUUGGUUUUGAAGUACUAGAGAGAAUUAUUUUAUAUGAAGCUGAUACUUUAGAUAACAAAAAACAAAAAAAACAGCAAUUGUCUUCAAUAAAAUAUAUGUAGAGGCUUUCCAAACAAUGUUCUGUUAAAGGAAUAAGUUGCUUUGCACAUAAUUUCUUAUGUUUCUCCUGGCUAAUUAUGCUUAAUCUGGUAUGUCACUAGGUAAUUAAAUGUUUUUUUAAAAUUUAAACUUUCAUGUAUUUGAGCACUGUCUUUACUAAUUCUUGAAAAAUGACCUUGUAAUUUUAACAAACUAAUAAAAUAUAUAAUACCUAAA